CAAACUUUAUUUGGGUCUUACAGUAACCGCUUUUAAUCAUGUUCGCCUAUAUUAAUGCUCUCAAUGGAAGAAAGAUUUCCAGGGAUCCCUCAUAACAAAAAAUUGAUCAGAAAUCAAUGGCACAGUCGAGCUACCCGCCGAUAGGUAACCCGGUGGCAAUCGUAAGCCCGCAAUUCUGCGCGGCUUACCCCGUGGAUCUAACAAUCGUGAGGAAACUCCUCUCGAUAACGGAGGGCAACUUCGCCGUCACCGACGUCAAUGGCAACGUCAUGUUCAAGAUCAAAGGCAAGGUUUUCAGCCUCCGCGAUCGUCGCAUCUUGCUCGACAACGCUGGAAACUCGAUCCUCACUCUCCAACAGAAGAUAUUGACUGCACAUAGGAGGUGGCAAGUUUACAGGGGAGAUAGCACAGACGCGAAAGAUCUGCUUUUCAGUGCUAAGAAGUCUUCUUUGAUCCAAUUCAAGACACAACUGGAUGUGUUCUUGGCAGCUAACACAAAAGAAGAUGUUUGUGAUUUCAAGAUUAAAGGCAGCUGGCUCGAAAGAUCAUGCACCAUAUAUCUCGGAGAUACUUCAACCAUCAUUGCCCAGAUGCAUAGGAAACACAGUGUCCAAAGUAUUGUGCUUGGAAAAGAUACAUUUUCGGUGACUGUGUACCCGCACGUGGACUACGCGUUCAUAGUUGCUCUUGUAGUGGUACUUGAAGAGAUCAAUGAAGACAAAGACGAUUGAAAUCACCUCAAGCAAAGGAAGACCUCCCGCUUAUAUUACUGUAUUUUCUCAUUUGGAUGAAGGGUUCGACUCCCGUCUUGCAUAUCUGGAAAAAUGUCCUUCAGAUGUCUACAAAGAUUACAUAACUUGAUACGAGAAUCCAAUUUGUUGAAACUGUUUGGUUUAUGCAUGGUUAUUGCUGUUUUAUUU
Rhododendron vialii is the source of this 920-nucleotide messenger RNA. RefSeq names its product protein LURP-one-related 15-like. NCBI's taxonomy places the organism in Eukaryota, Viridiplantae, Streptophyta, Magnoliopsida, Ericales, Ericaceae. The coding region runs from base 117 to 731 and encodes 204 amino acids. The record is from RefSeq and is a predicted model, not a curated record. The transcript has 3 exons.